Molecule: messenger RNA, 2289 nt
Organism: Caretta caretta (loggerhead turtle)
Lineage: Eukaryota; Metazoa; Chordata; Testudines; Cheloniidae
Gene: WDR46
Product: WD repeat domain 46
Biological process (GO): maturation of SSU-rRNA from tricistronic rRNA transcript (SSU-rRNA, 5.8S rRNA, LSU-rRNA)
Cellular component (GO): nucleolus; small-subunit processome; 90S preribosome
Molecular function (GO): protein binding
Source: RefSeq, a predicted model, not a curated record
CCCAGAGGUGGCUGCAUCUCUGUGCCCAAUAGCGUGGAGCUGGUGAGUUCAGCCUACCACGUGGGCUGUGGCGAAUGCAGUGGCCUUCUCCCGCCGGUAGGUCUGUAUGGGAUGGUCCAGGCCUGUGCCCUCACCCAAGAUGGCCGCCGCGUCUCCGUAGCUGGCGAGUUGCCCUCGCCCAUAAUGUCAGCUGCACGGCUUCACUACCGGGCAGGUUGUCGCCGCGCUGAUUGGCCGUGGGCUCAGUCGCCUCGCUCCGUGAUUGGGUGCGGCGGCCACGACCGGAAGAACCUGGCCCGCAGCUGGAGGCUGCACGUGGUUCAGGCGCUCAGGAUGGAGGUGGUGGCAGGGAGCGGGAUGCAGGGGGGGCCAGCCGGGGCGGGCAAGAAGAAGUUGACGAAGAAGCUGCAGCGCUAUUGGGAAGGGGCCUCCCAGCCGGACACCCCUGAAGCCGCCCCCCUCAGGGCCAAGAGGCGUCGCAAUGAGAAGACCAGGCUGCGGGCUGGGGCAAAGAGGAGCCUGGAGGCCAGGAAGGGGCUGCCGGCGUCAGGGGCUGCAGGCCGGAUCUCUGGGAAGAGGGACCCGUUCCCCGGCGCCGCCCCCCUCCCCCUCCACAAGGUGAAGAAAUUCCAGCGGGGCCAGAAAUCGCAGCUGGCAGGGGCAUCCAGCCGGCGGCUCCGGGACCAUCUGGCCUCGCUGGAGCAGAAGGUGGAGCUGGCAACACAACAGGCUGCGCGCAUGGAGCUGCUGCUGCCCGAGGAGCCAGGCUUCCUGGAGGGGGACCCCGGCGAGGACACCUGCACCAUCGCCCAGGCUGACAUCGCCGAGGCCGCGGACAUUGUCAGCGCCACUAAGCACUUUGAGCUGAGACUGAACCAGUUUGGCCCCUACAGGAUGGAUUAUACCCGACCUGGCAGGCAUCUGCUGCUGGGGGGCCGGCGGGGCCAUGUGGCAGCCCUGGACUGGCAAACCAAGUCACUGCUGUGUGAGAUCAAUGUCAUGGAGACGGUCACUGACGUCACGUGGCUGCACACGGAGACGAUGUUCGCGGUGGCCCAGCGGCGCUGGCUCUACGUCUACGACAACCAGGGCGUGGAGCUGAACUGCCUGAAGCGCUUCAAUGGGGUCCUACGCAUGGAGUUCCUGCCCUACCACUUCCUGCUGGCCACCGCGAGCGAGACGGGGUUCCUGCAGUACCUGGACAUCUCGGUGGGGAAGGAGGUCGCUGCCAUCUGCACCCGGGGGGGACGCCUGGGCGUGAUGGGGCAGAAUCCGGCCAACGCCAUCAUCCACCUGGGGCACAGCAACGGCACGGUGACCCUGUGGAGCCCCAAUGUCAAGGAGCCCCUGGUGCGGAUGCUGUGCCACAAGGGGGGGGUCCGGGCCGUGGCCGUCGACAGCUCCGGAACGUACAUGGCGACAUCGGGGCUGGACCGGAAGCUGCGCGUCUACGACCUCCGGACAUAUCAGCCCCUGCACUCCCUGGUGCUGCCCAUGGGCGCCGGGCACCUGGCCUUCAGCCAGCGGGGGCUGCUGGGGGCCGCCUGCGGGGAUGUGGUCCAGGUGUACCGGGACGUGCCCAUGCACCUGCCUCGCAAGCCCUACCUGUCGCACACGCUGCCCCGGGCGGCCCACGGCCUGCGCUUCUGCCCCUUCGAGGACGUGCUGGGCGUAGGGCAUGGCAGCGGCAUCACCAGCCUCCUGGUGCCAGGUGCUGGACAGGCGAAUUUCGACGCCCUGGAGAACAACCCGUUCCGGAGCCAGAAGCAGCGGCAGGAGUGGGAGGUCAAAGCCCUGCUGGAGAAGAUCCCGUCGGAGCUGAUCACGCUGGACCCGAGGCAGCUGGGCCAGGUAGAUGCCAUCACCAUGGAGCAGAAGCACCAGGAGCGAGUGGCGCGGCUGGGCUUCGACCCCCAGGCCAAGCCGGCGUUCCAGCCACGCCGGAAGCUGAAGGGGCGCAGCUCAGCCGGGAACCUCCUGCGUCGUAAAAAGAAGGUGGCGAAUGAGGAGCAACGGACCAAGAUCCGGAAGAGCCUGGAGCAGCAGCAGGAGGUGGAGCGAGAGCUGAAGGCGGCACCCCGGGCUCAGAGGUCGGCUCUGGAUCGAUUCAGGAAAUAACCUCGUGGGGGUUGGGGGGAGAGGAUUGCCCCCCAUGGGGGCGAAAGGGGUCACGAGCGUUACCCAUCCCCUCCGGGGUAAGGGCUGUGGGGUGGGAGCAGGGUGGGGUCCCCCACUCACCCUGCACUGUCACCCUGAUAUUUUUGUAUUAAAGUUGUCGUUGGCUUUGUC